CGGUCUUUAUGUACAGUGACUAAGCACACACCGGAAAUUGAUGAAAAUUUUCAUCUGGAUUUGGAUUGUGGAUUGGAAGUAGAGAGAAAAUCUUGGCUCUAUCGGCUACAUGAACCUGGUCAAUGGCUUGAUGCCACAAUAUGUAACUGCGAUGAAACUCAAUACUUACGCCCGUGGUAUGAAUGCGACUACAUCUACUUUCCAUUUAAUCUUGUUUCUAAACAAUGGGUUCUAGUUGUUCUAGAUGUUAGUGCAAACACUUUGUUUGUGUACGAUACCAACAACAGACGUGCAUCCAUUCCAAAAUAUUUGCGUACUGAAAUGCGCGGUCUCAUUCACUAUCUUCCUCUCAUCUUGUCUCACAUGCGGUCUUGUUCCCAUGGACGUGUAUAUGGUGCUGUUGGUUCUGCCACUGUUAAAAUGGCCCAUGGCGUCCCACAACAGACCAAUGGGGGAGAUUGUGGGCUUUUGGUGGUGAAGAUUGCUAAAGUACUUCAAAUGGACAUGGAUAUCCAGCUUGUGUGCCCCGACAAAGUCCCUUCUUAUCGAGCAAAGUGGGCUCAUGACCUUUACGUUCAUGGCACUUCAAUGGGAAAAGCUAUAGUUACACAUUCAUGUGUUGUUUAAGUUUGUUUGUAUUGAAUACUAAAUAUGUUCUACAAACUUGUAGUAGUCAAAACUUAACCUCU
This is a messenger RNA of Cuscuta europaea, 689 nucleotides long. NCBI's taxonomy places the organism in Eukaryota, Viridiplantae, Streptophyta, Magnoliopsida, Solanales, Convolvulaceae. The record is from the annotation of a GenBank genome assembly.